Molecule: messenger RNA, 2458 nt
Organism: Daucus carota subsp. sativus
Lineage: Eukaryota; Viridiplantae; Streptophyta; Magnoliopsida; Apiales; Apiaceae
Product: pentatricopeptide repeat-containing protein At2g15690, mitochondrial
Exons: 1
Coding region: 97-2169 (690 amino acids)
Biological process (GO): RNA modification
Cellular component (GO): intracellular membrane-bounded organelle
Molecular function (GO): protein binding; zinc ion binding; RNA binding
Source: RefSeq, a predicted model, not a curated record
UAUAGCCACAGCCCAUAUCCUAAAACCCCUGCUUCCCCAUUUUCAAAUUAGGGUUUAUAUACUUACACUCAAAAACUAUACACACAGACCUCUUCAAUGGCGAUUCUUCGCGGAACAACGCAAUCAUCGAUCUUCACAAUCUCUUCUAUCAUCUCCAAGGUACGCUCUUCUUCGAAUUGCUCUAGUUCUUUCAUUUCACAGUUCCCGAGGCUCGCUAAUGCUAAAACCCUAACCUCGUUUGCUAACCCUAAUGAUGACUUUCCGCCGCCGCCUCAACCCUCUUUUGAUAGUGUUAGUCGUAGUGGUAACAAUCAGGUGAAUUAUGAGAUGAAUCAGUGGAAUAAUCAGAAUUUGAAACAGAAUUAUUCGGGUUUUUCGAGAAAUGCGGUUCCGAGAGGGGGGGAUGCUCCGAAUGAGGGGAACGCUGAUCAGGGUCGAUUUGGGAGGAAUCAGAAUCAGGGGUUUAGUCAGUGGGACCCACAAGAGGGUCAGAACUCUCAGAAUUAUGUUGAGGCUCGUAAUUCGAGUCCGGAGAAUUAUAGGCAGCCGAGUAGGGGGCAAGGUUAUUCGCAGGGAUUUCCGCAGCAGCGACCGGGUUAUGGACAAAAUGUUGGUCAGCAGCAGGGUUAUCAGUCGCAGAUUCCUCAGCAGCAGCAGCAAGGUUAUGCGCCACACGUUCCUCAGACGCAGAGUCAACAGGGAUAUCCUCAGGGGAUUCAGCAUCAGCCGCAGGGUUAUCAACAAGGCGUUCAGCAUCAGCCACAGCAAGGUUAUCAACAAGGCGUCCAGCAUCAACCACAACAAGGUUACCAACAGGGUGUGCCUUAUCAGCCACAACAAGGUUAUCAGCAUCGUGAUCAGCAACAGCAGCAGGGUUAUCCGUAUCGCGAACAGAAGCAGCAGCAGCAGCAACAGGGUUAUCCGCAACGUGGUGACGGUUAUGGAGAUCGUGGUCAGCAGCGUGUUAGUCCUAAUCAAAUGAACCAAGAAGUUCAGAUGCAGAACCAAGGGGGAAAUGUGAGUAACCAGAAGGCAGUUGUGCAGCCUAGUAAGGAGGAUGUUUUGAUUGGUUUGUGCAGAGAGCGAAAAGUUAAGGAUGCUAUUGAAUUAUUGGAGGAGGGGGUGCGUGCUGAUGGUAUGUGUUUCAGCUUGCUUUUUGAGUUGUGUGGGAAUUCAAAGAAACUUGAGGAUGCUAAGAAAGUUCAUGAUUAUUUUUUGAGAUCAACAUUUAGGACUGAUGUGGAUUUGAUUCACAAGGUGAUUGAGAUGUACGCUAAGUGUGGGAGUAUGGUCGAUGCCCGGAGAGUUUUUGAUCAUAUGCCAGAAAGGAGUCAGGAUACAUGGCACUUGAUAAUACAUGCAUAUGCAGCCAACGGGUUGGGGGAUGAAGGAUUAGCAUUGUAUGAGGAGAUGAGAAAGCUAGGAAUGAAUCCCAAUGAACAGACGUUUCUUGCUGUAUUAGCAGCUUGUGCAGGUGCUGAAGCUGUGGAAGAAGGUUUUAUACAUUUUGAUGAAAUGAAGGUAGUGUAUGGAAUAUCUCCGGGAAUAGAGCACUAUUUGGGUCUUAUUGAUGUUCUUGGGAAGUCUGGUCAUGUUACUGAGGCUUUGGAAUAUAUUGAAAAGUUGCCUUUUGAACCUACUGCUGAAAUAUGGGAGGCUUUGAUAAAAUACGCUAGAAUGCAUGGAGAUAUUGAUCUGGAGGACCGUGCUGAGGAGUUCUUAAUUAGUAUUGACCCAUCAAAGGUUAAUCCAAAUAAGAUCCCUACACCACCACCUAAGAAGCAAUCUGCAAUUAGUAUGCUGGAGGGUAAAAACAGACUUGCUGAGAUAAGGAAUCCAACCCUGUACAAGGAUGAUGAAAAGUUGAGGGCUGCAAUGAAAGAGCAGCGUUAUGUACCGGACACUAGAUAUGUCCUGCAUGACAUCGACCAGGAAGCCAAAGAACAGGCAUUGCUUUAUCACAGUGAACGUCUGGCAAUCGCAUAUGGUCUGAUCAGUACCCCAGCAAGGACACCCCUGAGGAUCAUCAAGAAUCUCCGUGUAUGUGGUGACUGCCACAAUGCGAUUAAGAUCAUGUCCAGGAUUGUUGGGAGAGAGUUGAUUGUUAGAGACAAUAAACGUUUUCACCAUUUUAAGGACGGCAAAUGUUCUUGUGGUGAUUACUGGUAAGUUAAGACUUUAGUACCACAAUUCAUUAUUAAUAUGCGUAUGGACUUUCAUAGUCAUAAUGGGACUCCCAUAUCAGUAGUGUUGACGUGGUGUAAUCAGUUUCAUGAUAAGAAUCAUCAAUUUUAUCAUCUCAGGAAUCACACUGUCUUUUGUAAAGUUCACUAAUUCCUGUCUAUAUCUCUAUUUUGUAUUGAAAUGUGGACUAUCUUUCUGCUUUGGAAAAGUGCAUAAUGUUAUGGUAGCACGAACUGACAACUUAUGUUAAGGAUCAACAUUUUAUCUUUGUGCA